UAAAAUCAAGCUCUACCCUCUGGUUCCGGCGUUCUCCUGCUGCUGCAGCUGCUUCACCAUAAAACCAAACUAUCCUUGGCUUCUGUACGGGACCCUUCACUCUCCCUCGAUAAUGGCUUCCAUUUCUUUUCUUCGCCUUUCUCCUAUCACCUCUCCCAAAACCCUACCCAAGCCCUACCCUUUUUCUUCCUUUUUACCUCCUUUACCUCUCUCACUCAAAUCGCCUUCUCCAACCUUUCCCCCUCUAAAGCCCACCGUUACCCGCAUGUCUUACAAUCCCACUCCAGCUACUGAACGCUUAAUCUCUGCUGUUGCUUACACUCUCCCCUUUUUCAACUCUCUCCAAUAUGGCCGCUUCCUUUUUGCUCAAUACCCAUCUCUCGGUCUUCUCUUUGACCCCAUUGUUCCUCUCUUAAACCUCUAUAGAUCAAUUCCAUAUGCUAGUUUUGUUGCCUUUUUCGCUCUUUAUUUGGGUGUUGUUAGAAACCCAAGCUUUAGCCAGUAUGUCAGGUUCAAUGCUAUGCAAGCUGUCACUUUAGAUGUACUCUUGGUGGUGCCCUUGCUUUUGGCCCGAAUCUUCAAUCCAGGUCGGAGCGGAUUAGGGUUUAAGCUCAUGGUUUGGGGUCACAAUGCUGUUUUUUUGUUCAGUUGUUUCUGCUUUGUGUAUGGGUUGGUCAGUUCUGUUCUGGGUAAGACUCCUUAUUUGCCCUUUGUUGCUGAAGCUGCUGGUAGGCAAGUCUAGGCUCCAGGCACCUCUAAGGUACAAGUAGAUUGAGGCUGGGUUGGGGAGAGUUUCGUAGUAGGAGUGUUUCUUCUGGGGCUUUGACUUGUAAGUAACCUGAGCUUUUGUAGAACUUAUGUCCUCAUGGAGUUCCUUUACAAGGUGUUUUACCUCUUAAUUCUGUUGCUUUCAUUUACAUAUAAUAAUUUUAAUGGAAUUCUUUAUGAGCAA
Messenger RNA from Manihot esculenta (cassava), 952 nucleotides. Its product is annotated as protein TIC 20-II, chloroplastic. Bases 113 to 742 code for a protein of 209 amino acids. The record is from RefSeq and is a predicted model, not a curated record. The transcript has a single exon. Lineage: Eukaryota; Viridiplantae; Streptophyta; Magnoliopsida; Malpighiales; Euphorbiaceae.